UUUCCUUUCAGUUUGACUGCUCUAAUUCUUUCUGAUAAACUCUCAUUUCACUCCUUCUCUCUGACAGCUGCAGCCUGGAGGUCACACCAUGGAAGCGUUGCAGCCGGAGGUUUGCAGCAGAGUCGUUGAGAAACUCUGCCUGUCGUCCUCGGUGCUGAUGGGAGGCUGUGUGGGCAUUUCUCCCUGUCAACACACACCCAGGUACAUCAGCUGGUGUGUGGACCCUGCAGAGAAACACACACCUGAAGCUACACCUCUGAUACAAGCAGGAGACUGCUCACAAAAUCACCCCCAGGAAACUGGUUUUGGAUCAGUUCCACUUCUCCUUCUGUCACCACCAGAAACAGCCUCUAACCAUCAACGUUUACAGCCGAACACAGACCCAACAGCCCAUAAUACUAAUGCCGAUGGUGGUGAGGAAGGGAGGAAGUCUCUCAUGGAUCCUGGAGAUGAAAGCUUCCUUCUUCCCAGGAGCAGCCCCGUCCUCUCCAGGCAAUUCAGGCCCGUCUCCUGGGAUGGACCUCAAACCUCUUCCCCUCCCAGCAUGGACUCCUCCUCUGCGGCUGCUGGAUCUCAGUGGGGGGGCAUUGUGGAGGAUCUGGGAUCCAGUCAACCCACCUCCACCCUUCAAGAGGACAGGAAGUCCACCUGCGCCGUUGGAGAGCAAGGAUUGGCUGAGGAGCAUAGGGGGCGGGGCCAAAUCAGCCACGAUGCCCCUGCUUCGUCAGGCCUCUCCACCUCAACCCUUAGCAAAGAGAGCAGGAGCAGUGAUAUCCCAGAAUUCUCAGCAGAAAUCUUCAAGAGCUGUUGUGAUCUGGACAAGGAGAACGCUCACUUCGUGGUGGUGGACAUGAUGCUGGAGGUGCUGGAGGGAGUGAAGUGGAGCCUGGACACACACCGACACACACACUGCAACACAUGUAACACACACACAUGUUAUAGAAAGACACACUCACACACACAGGAUGAGGAAGACGAGGAAGCAGGAAGUGAGGAAGCUCAACAUCCGCCCAAAACGUUCUCCGUCCUCUCAACGGACAGCGGCUUCGAAGAUGGUGGAGUCGACACCCCGCAGACAGACUCCCUCAGAAAUGCGGAGAGGCUGGCGGAGCAGCUGGUGCUGGAGUUCAGGCGACGCUGGUUUCCUUCUCAUGAGCCUCGGCGUGGACAGCUGAGCCUCCGGAGCUCCCUGCAGGAGCUGCCAGGAACUGGUGCUCUGGCGGUGAGCAGCAGCAGGUUGGCGGAGGAGAUCAGACUGAGGACCAGGAUGAGAGGAUCCCUGAGCUGGGCCCCCCCUCGCUUCCAGAUGAUCUUCACUGUUCAGCCAACACUCAGACGCAGUGAAGUCGUGGCUCUGCAGCACUUCCUGUGUGCCGGCUGUGGGACCGAGCUGGAGCGCAGAUAUAUCAAGAAGCUGCGCUAUUGUGAAUAUCUUGGCAGAUAUUUCUGUGACUGCUGUCAUGGCGGCUCGGAGGCGGUGAUUCCUGGAAGAAUUCUGUCCUGCUGGGACUUCACCAGAUACCCUGUGAGUGAUUUCUCCAAACAGCUACUGGACUCGGUGUGGGAUCAGCCGCUGUUCAACCUCACCUGCGUGGGUAAGGGUCUGUACAGCAGGGUGAAGGAGCUGGAGAAAUUCAGGGAGGUGCAGGAUCAGCUGGUGGACAUCAGGAAGCUGCUGAGCGCCUGCAGGUUUUCUGCACUGGAGAAGUUUGAUGAGCUUCCUGCUCCCCUGAUGCAGCGACCCCCCCUCUUCUCCAUGGAGGACCUAAAGCGAGUGAGGAAGGGUCAGCUGCUGCCUCUCGCCAAAACGCUGCUGCACACCGCCGUACAACACGUGGAGAGCUGUGAGUUGUGUCUGGCUCGGGGUUUUAUUUGUGAGUUCUGCAGAGAGAGGGACGUCAUCUUUCCUUUCCAGAGAGACAAAUGCCGGCGCUGUGCAGCGUGCAGGGCGUGCUUCCACAAACACUGCUUUGUGGAGAAGAAGUGUCCGAAGUGCGAACGCAUCAAGUCACGGAGAAGACGUCCCGAUGGAUCCACGCAGUGACGUCUGAAUUUAUGACUCAGCAGUAGCUUCAUCACAGAUGCUUUCCCAUCAAGAUGAUUAUUUUAAUAGAGCCGCCAACAAAACUAUCUAAUGUUUCCUGUGGAAAUAAACCGUUACAUGUGAUUCUUCACCUAAAAUAAACGUUUCAAAUCAUA
Molecule: messenger RNA, 2199 nt
Organism: Eleginops maclovinus (Patagonian blennie)
Lineage: Eukaryota; Metazoa; Chordata; Actinopteri; Perciformes; Eleginopidae
Gene: rubcnl
Product: rubicon like autophagy enhancer
Exons: 16
Coding region: 89-2044 (651 amino acids)
Biological process (GO): autophagosome-endosome fusion; autophagosome maturation; autophagosome-lysosome fusion
Cellular component (GO): autophagosome membrane; intracellular membrane-bounded organelle
Molecular function (GO): phosphatidylinositol phosphate binding
Source: RefSeq, a predicted model, not a curated record